Molecule: messenger RNA, 590 nt
Organism: Drosophila gunungcola (fruit fly)
Lineage: Eukaryota; Metazoa; Arthropoda; Insecta; Diptera; Drosophilidae
Exons: 1
Coding region: 85-558 (157 amino acids)
Biological process (GO): regulation of microtubule polymerization or depolymerization
Source: RefSeq, a predicted model, not a curated record
UGAGUAGGUUGUUUGAUCAGUGUAGAUUGUCCAUCCACAUUUGGGCCCUAUCAACAAAUUUUUGGACAUAUUUUUUUCCAAAUUAUGAACAAUCCAACGAAUUUGCCUGGGUCCAACCCCUCGGCCUUCUACGUGCACUUCGAGGACGCUUUACGGGCUGAUCCGCCCAGCAGUCUGCAACGCAAAUAUCCACUGCCACGCCCCCAGCAGCAACGGAUGGAGGCGGCAGAGGAGCGUCGCAGUUGGCUGGGUGAGCAAAAGGUGGAGCAGCUGUCCGUUCGUUUGGCGCGAGUGGCGCUGAUCACGGAUCGCCACCACCGGCAAGCCACGCAAAGUUGGCAGGAUGCCCGGAAUCGUAUUACUCGCGAUAUGGACGAGCAUGUGCGGAAGAGGACGGCCCUGAUCUCGAAACGUCUGAGGAACCUCAGGAAUCACAACCUAGAGGUUCGGGUGCGCAAGGAUGAGGCCAAGCAGGAGAAGCUAUUCAGAAAGCUGACUCAUCUCUACGAGGCCAAAAAUGCGAGCACCAUUUCACAAUUUUGGGGCAAACAAAAAUAAACUUACAAAUAAAAAAAAAAUAAAAAAAAAUG